UAAGGUCUGAGAAUGGCCCUCUGAAAUGCUAAUCGCUAAUGCUUAUUCUGUAUGCUGUCUGUCUGCAGGUGAAUAUGAUGACAGAUCUGGAGGGUAGCGACAUGCUCGCGGAGAAGGCAGACAGGAGAGAGUUCAUCGACUUGUUGACCAAGAUGCUGACAAUCGACGCGGACAAAAGGAUCACCCCCAUCGAAACCCUCAAUCACCCCUUCAUAACCAUGACCCACCUCCUCCCCCACAGUACACAGUACGUCUAUUCUAGAGAUUCCACCCCAUAUCUCAUGGAGAUAGUUAGAUAGGUAAAAGAUAACUGGGCAAAAUCACAAUGAGGCAGUCUCAUACUCACCUCUCUCCCUCCCUCUCUCUCACUCCAGUGUCAAGUCCUGCUUCCAGAACAUGGACAUCUGUAAGCGUCGUGUGGGCAUGUACGACACGGUCAACCAGAGCAAGACCCCCUUCAUCACCCACGUGGCCCCCAGCACCUCCACCAACCUCACCAUGACCUUCAACAACCAGCUCAACACUGUGCACAGCCAGGUACCUACUGUACACAGUGUGGAUGAUUUUACUUAACAUACUCAUCACCAUUCAUACACAGGACGUACAAUCAGCUACUGUUGGGGGUGACCAGCACUAACCAUAACCAGGACAUGUAACAAGCUAAUACAGUACUAGAGACAGAUCAGUACGUAGCGUAUGCACCACUACCAGUGUGUAAUACAUCCUGCAAAAAAUUAUGUGUAAUUAGGAAGUCCCCGGGAUGCCACGAAAUGGUCGCUUAAAGUCAUCAGUACAUUGUGUCACGUCCCCUGGAGGUUUUGUCUACUUCCCAGUUGGUCCCGGGGAUGUCCCAGAGGACAUUCUUUGGGACAUUCUGUCAUGGUCCCCUGGAGGUUUUGUCUACUUCCCAGUUGGUCCCGGGGAUGUCCCAGAGGACAUUCUUUGGGACGUUCUGUCAUGGUCCCCUGGAGGUUUUGUCUAGUCCCCAGUCUGUCUCUUUUUGUCUGUGUGCUUUUCUCCUGUAAACUGCAAGAUUAACUUCAAGCAAACCAUUAGGAAAUGUAGCUGGCGACAUUCUUUCUAUGAUAAACAUUAGAAAUAUGAUGGCCAUGCAUUAUUUUUGCAAAAAAGACGUGGUAAGCUAAUUUACUUAUGUGUGGCUGCUAGCCAAAUAGCGUUACACUUUUCUGAUGAAAAUUAAGCUAUUUUUGCCGAAUGUGUUGCACUGAUGUAUUUUGAGUGAAGGAAAAAUAUAGUUUCACGCCACUGAUCACUACUGAAGAAAAAAAAAACACUAUUGACUUUCAAUAUAAAACGCAGGUUGAAUGGUUUAUAAUGCAGAUUUUAGUAAAAUAAAAGUCCUGAGAAUGUCCUAAAAAGGUCCUGACAUGGUCCUCAGUGACGUCAUGGGAACUUACAGGGAACUAGACAAAAGGUUCCCCAAAGAAUGUUCCCUUGGGACCAUCACGCUACGUCCUAAGGACUAGUAAAAUGGACGUCCUGAGAACGUCCUUAUAAGGUCCUGACAUGGUCCUCAGUGACGCCAGAGGGGUAACGUUGCGCCGAAACCCUUAAUGUACCUAAUGGGAACGUCACCUAAUGUCCUCAGGACGUCCCCUGUUUUCUGGGCAACCACUAGAUUACUUGGUUAGUGUGUUUUUUCAGGCUAACACUUUACACAGCACAGUACGCACAAUCAGCCCACCACUUUAUUUGAAAGCAAUGCAUUGACCACUUGCAAGAAAACACUCCCUAUAGUAGAAUGCUAAAGGAGCCUAUUAAGGCCAAGACAGCCAAGCUAGGUGUCUGUCUGUGCCUAAGGCCCAUUGGGGACUGUCACAAACUGCUGAAGAGAUACAUGACAAACUUACACUUCCUGCUUGGCUUGCAGUUUAGUGCUUUUCAGGCCUUAAAAAUCCCACCAGCCGGCUUCCUCCUCUUCCUCCUCUCCUCCUCCUGUUUCUCUCAAUUUUUCCUUUGGUUCUUCAGCACUUCAGGCUUUGUGGGCUGUAUGUGACUCUAAACUGCUGACUUUUGCUUCUGCUGGAAUCAUGAAAUGGCUGCAUACUUAAGUUUUUCCGAUUGUGCUGAAUUAGAUUUGCAGCUCUCAUUUUUCUGGUAAACAGUGUUCUUUAUCACCAACAAUAUUGACAGGCACAGAACCCACUCUGUGCAGAACGAGGUCAAACCUAGACUGCGCUGUAAUAAAUAGCUUAACGUACAUUUUUCUACUUCGUCAUCAGAGCGACUUGGUUCAGUGUGAUAUGAGCAGCGCUAAGUAAGUGAUUUAUUUAGCCAGGGAACAUUGAAAUGUCUUCGAGUUUUUUAUUUGCAGGCUCUCUCAUUGUUGUGUAUGAUGAAUUCCACACUUGCAUAUUGAUUAACUUCUCUCCCCCGGUGUUCAUCGAGCUCGCUAAGAAGUGCAAAAUGAAAAAUUAGCGUGCUGUUUCUGAAUUCUUAACCACUCAGGCUUAAUGAAAAGAGCUAAUUAAUCCGGGUGUUGUCGAACAAAUAGUAUUUCAGUUCAGAUCUGAGCGCACUGCAUGUCUUUAAAAGCAUUUGUUCCUAUCAAAGCUAUCUUUAAGCCUUACUUAGGCCUCAUUGAUGGUCUCCCCAUGUCCAAGGUCGUAUUGAUUAGGCACCAAACGGAAGAAAACAGACUAAAACAGGGAGGGACUACCUGAACUUGUCCAUUAAGAACCCUCGUUUUCCGUUGCAAACUGUUUUGAUACGGUAUGCCCUAAUGAAUACGACCCAGGUUUACAACAGUUUACGCAAUUAGCAAGUGCCUGACAUCUUCGAAAUAUGGCUGCUCAAGGAUAGAGAUGUGGAGUCAAGGUAGUGAAGCCGAGAGACUAAAUGUCAGUUUGCCCUGCAACUACUCUGCUCAUUAUUAGACUUUGUUAAGCAACAUUACAAUUUUAAGAGCAUUGCAUAAGCCUUGAUUCUUUCACUUAGGAAUCCAGUUGGCUCUUUCAAUGUUGACCCUUCACAGAGAUAAUUGCGUGUCUUGAGUACUGGGUCCAGGAUGAUUUGGGUGCGUUGAGACAUAUUGUUGUGUAGCCAGGGCGAGGACAAAGACACUGAAGGGAGAAAGGAUCUGUCAUUUGGUCUCGUCUCUAUAUCACAGUCUCCUUUAACCUGGGUUUUAUUCAUUAGGCUCACUGUAGCAAAAUGUAGCAAAACGUUUUGCAACGGAAAACAAAAACAAGUGUUUCUUAUUGGACAAGCUCAGGUAGUCCCUCUUUGUUUCAGUCCAGUUUCAUCUGUUUGGUGCCUUAUGAAUACAUCCCAGAUCAGAGUGUUUCUGUGUGGUUCCUACAGUGCUUCAUUAAAGCCUCUGAGUGUGUAUGUACAUGUAUGUGGAUAUUUAGUUGUGUACACAAUACAUUGAGAGAAUCUCUAUUGACAUGCAUACUUGUGGCAGCUCUAACAGUAUAUGUGUAUGUAUAUGUGCAGUAUGGACAAAUAAGCCUCUGUGGCUCAAUGUACUGUUUAUGUACAGUAAUUACAGCACUAUCAAAUAAUAGGUUGGUGAUGGAAGUGAUUUGUAACAUUGAGUGUUGACUCUUUGGCGAAGGUAUUGAUCACCAGCAUUCUCUCUCUUUCCAUCACAUACUCUAUUUCUCUCUUUCUCUCAGUUCUCUCACUCUAUUCACUGAAAUGCAGCAUGUACAGUACGUUAAAGCUGUAGACAUAUUCUGAGAAAUAUCACACUAAUAUUUAUAGUAUUCUGAGAGAUAUUACAAAGCCCUAAUUUUGUCCUUUGAUGAUAGUAUCCCCCCCGCCCCCACCAACCUUCAUAACCUUUUGACCUUACCACCACCACCCAACAUUUCCUCAAGGCUUUUUGUUUCGAUCGCAUUGUUCCUUUAGGCCACCAACCUGGCUCCCUCCACCACCAGUGCCACCCUUUCCCUUGCCAACCCCGAAGUCUCCAUACUAAACUACCAAUCUGCACUCUACCAGCCCUCCGCGGCCUCUAUGGCUGCCGUGGCCCAAAGGAGCAUGCCUCUGCAGCCCGGGGCCCCUCAGCUCUGUGCUGCCCGGCCUGACCCCUUCCAGCAGGCCCUCAUCGUCUGUCCACCAGGCUUCCAAGGUAAGAGAUUAAACCAACACAGUGUAUGCUGGUUAAAAAGGCCACAGUUCUAGAAUCAGCUUACUCUAUCCCUGAUCUUAACCUUAACCAUUGGGGGGUGAACAAAUAUCUGAUCCUGUAUCAGUGGUUAGGUGUCUGUAAUGAGUGAUUGUUUGCUGCCAUCUUGGAACAGGUUUACUUUGAAAAAACAUCAGAUAAAAGAUUUCAACAGGAUUACCUCUAUACAUAAAUGCUAAAUGAGUGUAUAAAAAAUAGCCCCUAUAGGCCUUUCUAUAGUCAACAGUGCUUGACUUGGGCAGGAGCUCACCGGAGCUGAGUACCGGCACCUCAAAUGUUCUACUGCUUGAGCUCCUGUUCGUCUUAUAGAAUAUUAGCUCAAAAGUAAAUAUAAACAGUACCUGCACCCAAAAUGAGUAACGACACCUAUUUCAGUCCAAGUCAAGCACUGCCUGUCAAAGGCUCAGUCAGUUUCAGUAGAGUAGAUCAGCACUGUCUGGCAACAGGGAGUUUUGUUUUCUCCUGAGGAGAGAAGGGCUUAUCAAGCUGUGAGCAGGCACUGCACUACACUGGCUGUGUAGACCUUUUGUUCUGUAACUUCCACUGACCCCCCAAGGCAACGGCAGUCUUCAUGUUUAAAAGAGAUGCUAUGAUACAUUUAUGAGCUAAUUAGUCAUAUAAAAAUGCAUUUAUCUGUGAUUUAUGUUUUUGCACCACCACUCUGGUCUAACCUCUGUUUGUGAGGUUAAGACUGAAAUAAACAUUAUUUUUGUUUGGUUUCUGUGGAACGGCGGAUAAGAAUUUCCAUUUCCUGUUUGCGGCACUCAACCAACGGUUAUACAGAUGUAAUUUAUGUUGCCAUUACUACCUUUUUGUUUUCAAGGUGAAUCAGUAAUUGAGUACAGUAUCACUAUAAACUAAAAAACUGUUUUAAAAUGAGUAUUUCUUAAUUAACAAUUUUGCCAUCAUUGUUUCUCCCAAGGUGCAGGCCUUUUUGUGUGACACGUAGAGUAUUGUUGUUGUUAUUGUUGUUGUUGACCUCAUCUAUGUUGUUGUGUGUGUCCUCAGGGCUGCAGGCCUCCCCGUCCAAACACACAGGCUACUCUGUGCGGAUGGAGAACGCCGUUCCCAUAGUGACGCAGGCCCCCGGCGCUCAGCCGCUGCAGAUCCAGCCAGGCCUGUUGACACAGGUAGGGAGUAGUGACUCAGCCCGUCAUCGUGGAGAUCAGGGGGCCCACAUAUAGUCCCUUAAUCCCAGCUAACAAGGAACGUAACUGAGACAUUUGUAACAUUCCCCUUACGUCUUCCAGAGGUACUGAAUGUCAAAGCCCAUUUGGUACAUUAUAGGCACAUUCAUAACAUUUCUAAUAAGUAUUAUAGAGGUUAUAAAUAUCAGGUCGCUAUACAGACAUCAUGGGAACAUUAAAAACGUUACUUGGUAGUCCAUGAAAGGUUCUGAAUAUCAUGUUAUUUUGGAGAUAUCCUAGGAACAUUUCAUAACGUUACAUUUAGAGCUAUGGUUUGUCUUCAUAUGACGUUACAAUCGGAAUGGUCCUCUGUAGCUCAGCUGAUAGAGCACAGCGCUUGUAAUGCCAGGGUAGUGGGUUCGAUCCCCGGGACCACCCAUACACAAAAAUGUAUGCACGCAUGACUGUAAGUCGCUUUGGAUAAAAGCGUCUGCUAAAUGGUAUAUUAUUAUUAAAUACAUUUUUGAACAUCGUCUGUAAGUUUCACUAUAACGUUAUUAUGACUUAUGUGGGGACUAAAAUAACUUUGUGGUCACGUCCUGGAACUUAAUUUUGUUAGCUGGGUUUGCAUCUCUGAACUCAUAAUGAUAGCUCAUCUUUGUUUCCCUGGUGCACAAUACACCGAACCUAUUCUAUUUAUUGGGAGACAUGAAUGUCUCCCUAAACACACAUAUGUCUAUGGCUAAAAGGGUCUUUUGUAUGCUUUUGUUGAUGAAAGCUACUUUGGAAAUGUUAGGUCGUACCUCUGUAUCCUUUACCUAUAUCAGUGUAACAGGCUAGCCUUUGAUCGAGGCAGGGAGUCAGUCUAUGUGUUCUUGUGACCAUUCUGCACCUGCUGGUAGCUGCUUUGCCUGAGUGAGUUAAAUCCCACCCUCCCUUUCUCCUGGAGGCAGAGGCUGCCAUGGUUUGAUGAACAAGACAGAGAAUUAGUUUGUUCGCAUUCAGAGUUCUUACUAAAAGCCUUAGCAAUGGAGCUGUAGUAGGCUUACCAGCUAAUGUACAGUCGUUUGAAAGAACAUACAUAGCAAUGCAUUAUUCCUACAGUAGACUAUAAAUUAGUAAAGUAGAGUAGUAGACCACCUCCCCCUCUGGUUUCUGGAAAUUUCCAUAAGCGCUUUAAAGUCCUAGGGGUAAGAAGGCUUCCCUUAUCUCUUGUUAAUCAAGCGGUAGCCAGCUAGCGAGGCUCUCUGUGCUGUGUGGAAGACUAAUCUGUCAGAUACCAAAUGAUGAUUAGCUUUAGGGCUGCUUCCAAGUCAGGCGCUCUGAAAUUAUUGGCCUCAGAAGAGAGGGACAGAUUAAGAAACGCUUGAGGGUUUUGAGGGGUUUGCUCAACUCCAAAAGGCUGCUAAGGUCACCCUAUACCCUAUAGCAUUAACUUAAUUUAUAGCAUGAAUUCUGAAAGACUGCCUCAAAAGAAGCUUUCAUAAAAUAUUUCACAGUAUAUUAAAUUCUACAGUACAAAGCAUGUGGUUUAUACAGACCAGUAGCACAUCCAAUACGUGGAAGUACUGGAUCUAAAUCCCUCAUUCUCUUUGCUCUGGGAGGUCUCUAGUGGGCGUGGGUGAGUUUAGCCUUCAGGCCUUUCUGCAGCCGCAGCCCACCCUCGGCCCAGGUUGGGAUCACUCUCCCUGGGUGUCUGUAGAGCAGAGCUCAGGCUGGGUGGUGGAGCUGUAGAGGAGGGCCCCAGGCAGCCAGCCCAGGCAGCCAGGCAGGACCUUUAUCUGGAUCAGGAAUGCAGAAAAUUUGGAAACAAUUGGGGAGUGAGAGCCAGGGCUUUCAGAGCCCUGAGGUGACAAAGGUUUUUUUCCUCGGGGAGAAGACGUUGGUGGUGGGAGGUGGGGAACUAGCUAGUACCGCUGCUGCUGGGGUGAUGUGCCUGAGAGGAAAAUAAAAAGGCCUCUUAACCGGGUUAGGGGUAGACAGGCCGAUUACACAACACAGACGCCCGGCGAGAGAGGAAUGCAGAGUGCCAGGAAUGGAGGGAGCAGGAUGGAUGAAGAGAUAGAGGGAGGAGAGAAGGCGAUGGAAGUAUUAGUGGCUCUUAAUGGGUUCUGGCAUGUUGAUAAAAAGACUUGAGACGUGAAUAUAACAAUGGGAGAUGUAAAGGGAGUCUGUAAGUGGCUUAGGUUGUCUUCUAUUGGCCAGUUUUCAUGCUUUUCCAUUGGCUGUGCCUGUGUCCUUUAUCCAUCCACAGCCCGGUCAUGUUUUGUUGACCGAAAGAUGCCUCCCUCCCCCUUCACCCACUGACUGUUUUUGUUUGAAGUUAAUCAUCUCUCACAACGUACCUCAGACAAAACAAUUCCACUCCCACAAACUAGCGGUCAUACACUGUUAAACCCUACAAUCAUUUUUUUACAGUAGAGUAUAGCAGUUACAUUGUGCCAAGAAAUGCAGACAAAACCAGAAGAAAACAUCUUGAGAUGUAUGCUUUGCACUCUGUAUGAGCCCAGCCCAGAUAUAAGCCUAAGCAUUGAGUGCUUUGUCCUCAGUGUGUGCUGUGCUGUGUGCUGCAACACAUACUGAUGCUGCCGAGGUAAAUAGAAUGUGCAAAUGCUAUUAAAGGAACAAUUCAUUAGAACUCCACAUUAAAGUGCUAAUCAAUAGAGCUGCAUUAAACUAUUAGGGCUGCAGACACACACACACACACUCACAUACACACAUACACAUACACAGCUCCAUCUCUGGAAACUCUCUGCAUGUUGUACCAGUAAUACAAAGCAGCUCCUUUCACAGCAACAAUGUGAAUAUAAUUAAAACCGGAACUGAUUUGGAUAAUGCCAAACACUUCAGCACACACACAGGGACCAGGAAGGGAGAGGCAACACAUAUUUAUCAAACAUCCAAAGUCUUAUCUAUGCUCUGUUGAUGUGUGCUGUCUGCAAGGCCAGAGAAUUCAACUGGCUUUGUUUAACUAGCCAAACACUGGGCAGUUGUUCUGCUUGUAUCUGCACCCCAUUGGCUGUUUUGUGUUUUUACAGGGAUUCCUUAUCUUUUGUUACACUUUAGCGCAUUCAAUUAUUUUCUCUUGUUUUCCCUGUUGCUUUAAUCUCUGGAAUUAAAACAAUGGGAGAUAAAACAAAACAUAUUUUUAGGAUGUGUUCUUCCUACCUAAGACAGAUUAUAAACUGGGUGGUUCGAGCCCUGAAUGCUGAUUGGCUGACAGCCAUGGUAUAUCAGACCGUAUACCAUGGGUAUGACAAAACAUUUAUUUUUACUGCUCUAAUUACGUUGGUAACCAGUUUAUAAUAGCAAUAAGGCACCUCGGGGGUUUGUGAUAUAUGGCCAAUAUACCACGGCUAAGGGUGUUGCGUCGUGCGUAAGAACAGCCCUUAGCAGUGGUAUAUUGGCCAUAUACCACACCUCUGGCCUUAUUGCUUAAUUAUACCUCACAUGAUUGAAGCGCAGGGUUGUUUAGAGAUAUGAUAGAAUAUGAUAGAAUAUAGAUAGUGUUCUAUUUAAUUCUGUGGCUGUCCAGAAUUCUUCUUCUUCUCCUCCUAACUCUCCCCUCUUUCCCCCUGUCUCCCCCCCAGCAGGCCUGGCCCAGUGGCACCCAGCAGAUACUCCUACCCCCGGCCUGGCAGCAGCUUACCCACACCUCGGUCCAGCACGCCACCGUCAUCCCAGACUCCAUGAUGGCCUCACAGCCCCUGGCUAACUGGAGGUAAGGAACAUGCCUCCUCCUUAUGUAGCACAAUGUAAAUUGUAUAAUUUUUGGAAAUCCAGUGGGCAUCUGAAAAAAUGCAAGACACUACCAUAACAAAUAAAUCAAUCAAAACCUAUAGGACCAGAAUAGACAUUAAAGAUUAGACUUGGUCUCACAUACCAGUUGUGUACAGUAUAAGCCUGGCAUAUCUAUAAGUGAAGCCAAAUGACAAAGGUACAGCAGUUUCAUUGUAGCCUGCAAUCCUAUUUUAUAUCCUCAAUUUCACCACGAUGAGACAGAGCGUAUCACUUUGGAUUCCAGGCUAGUUUCAUUGACCAACUGUGUAUAAAAGCCUGGUCAACAGCGGAAGUUUGGAUGUAUACAAAGUGCAGAGAGGAUCAGCACAGCAGUGUCCUGAUUGACAGAGGAGCAGGGCCUUGUGACAGGCUCUCAAAGGGCUGCUAUGAAUCACAGUCUAUAAGUGAACAACGAGGCUUUUAUAAGGGCACAUUUACCUCAGGGAGAUGAGAUGUAUGCACAUAAAAGGACAUCAUCCCACGCAUGGCGUGUCACAUGGAUCACAUGUUAGAUGGAUGGUGCCUGCAGGAAGAUAAGCAGGAUGCAGGUAUAUGAGUGUGUUUGCGUGCGUGUGGAAUUUAGCAGUGCCCGUCUAAGGACAGAGUGGUGGCCAGACACGUCUCUCAAUUUCUCUCUAUCCCUCCCCCUCUCACAAUUAAAUUCAAUUCAAUUUAAGGGCUUUAUUGGCAUGGGAAACUUAUGUUAACAUUGCCUCUCUCUCCGCCCACAGCUCCAUUGUCCUCACAAAGAUGAUUGUGAAAGUGUCACACUUCUCUGCAGAGCUAUCCCUCUACAGCUUCUGCUGUCAGCUCCCCAUGCCCUCCCCUCUCUUCCUCUCUCUUUAUCCCUCUCUCUCUUUUCUACCCUCUGUCUCAUGCGGUGACUGCUGCCACCCACAGGCUCCUCUGAGAAAUACACAUGCUUUGUCUAAACUCUAGUCCCUUAUAUGAAGCAGUGUGUGUGUAUGUGCAGUUAUAGAGAUUAAAGUGGGGCAAGUUCACAAUGACGGUGUUUCUCCAGAUAUAAUAUUCAUAUUUAAACUUAAACACAUACACAUAGAAUACAGGUUCAGAGUAGUGAUGGGACAUUCUGUUGUGUUCCAGGAAUUCUCACCAGCACAGCGGCCAUUACAAUCCCAUCAUGCAACAGCCGGCACUGCUGACUGGCCACGUCACCCUACCAUCCAACCAGAACCAGCCUCUCAAUGUGGGCGUGGCCCAUGUGAUGAGGCAACCGUUGACCAAUAACAACAACUCUUCUUCCAAAAAGAACAAGCAGCAUCAGAUGACUGCCAGGUAAGCACAACUAGGAUCUCCUACACAACUAGGACCUCCUACACAGCUAGGAUCUCCUACACAACUCGUUUUCUCAACUAGGAUCUCUUAAGGUCUGAACACAAAACAGUCAGUGACCGGCCAUCACCUGCAGUUGACCGGUGCUUCUGACUUUCAACCUUCAACCAAUCAGAACACAAGGUUGCUUUCCCCAUGUGAAGACGAAAGAAAUGCAAAUAAUCUGUUGGCUGUUGCCUGGCCAGUGUCUUAAGUAUUGUUAUUAUGUACAUACACAGGACCUUUUAAUUAUGUAAGAAGUAUAUAGUAGAUGCCAUCUGCUAUUAGGCUGUAGUUGUUGCCAGAGCAACCUAACCUAAUAAUGGCUCAUCCCUCUCUCAUCUCUCUCCCGCCAGGAAUGUGUCUGCCUACGAGGUGUCCUCCUCCCAGGCUGUACUAUCCCCACAGCGCUCCAAGCGGGUGAAGGAGAACACCCCUCCACGCUGUGCUGUGCUCCAGAACAACGGCCCCUCCUCCGGCUCCGGCUGUGGACCCCCCCAGGGCUGCGGAGGGUGGGGAGCGGGCGAAGCAGAGCAGGCCUCCAGCACCACCCAGGACCACCACCAGCACCACAACAGGCCGCGUCAGACCAUCAUCAUCCCUGAUACACCCAGCCCCGCCGUCAGUAUAAUCACCAUCAGCAGUGACACGGACGAGGAGGAUGAUCACAAGCAGAGCAACACCAACCAUACCAGGUACAGGUCAGACAUUUUGGGUCAGACAUGACACACAAGCAGAGCAACACCAACCAUACCAGGUACAGGUCAGACAUUUUGGGUCAGACAUGACACACAAGCAGAGCUCUGGGAGCUAGGGUUUAGUACACAACAGGAGGCCAUUUUUAGUGCAUGUUUAGUGUCAGUAUUGACAGAGUUGGGUUUGAUUUCAUUUCAGUUCCAGCCAAUUCCACCCGGCACAGCCAGAAGUGGACUGGCCACACCUCAGAACCUGGUUCCUCUCUAGGUUUCUUCCUAGGUUCCUGCCUUUCUAGGGAGUUUUUCCUAGCCACCGUGCUUCUACAUCUGCAUUGCUGCUCUUUGGGGUUUUGGGAUGGGUAUCUGUAUAAGCACUUUGUGACAACUGCUGAUGUAAAAAGGGCUUUAUAAAUGCAUUUGAUUGAUUGAUUGAAUUCAGUAAUAAGAUUGGACAUGAUUGGCAUAAGGGAAUUUAUCAUUGAAUUGAUCUGAAUUCACAAGUUAUUAUGGAAUCGACACAAACAUUGGUCAGUAGGUUAGCAGGCUGAUGAGUACUAUAUGUAGCAUUAAAUAGAGUGCAUCCUCCUCCUUGCAGCUUGUCCAAGCAUAGGAAGAACGUCAUCAGCUGUGUCACGGUACACGACUCCCCCGACUCGGACUUGUCCAGUAACAACAGUCCCUACGCUGUAGAGUCCAGGCUGCCCAACAACAACGGCUACCAUGACUCCAAGACCACCCUACUGGACAACUACAGCAACGGCAACAACCCUCGCACCAUCAUCAUCCCCCCUCUGAAGAGCCAGUCCAGCGAGGUGCUGAGUGAGUGUGAGCGCCUGAUGCCAGGUAUCUACACAGAUAUCUACACAGGUACCUACAGAGAUCCACACACCCACGUAGACAAGGAGGGAUGGUUGAUACUCAUCUAGAGUAUAGGAAAUACUAUAUAUAGAUAGUUUUUUAUUUUAGUUGAAUAUGAUCAUUAUUUGAAACAAAUUGUUUCAAAUGUAUCCAUUAUUAUCAUUGUCGGUACUCCAGUUGACCCUUCGCUAAGCCCCGCCCCAUUGGUUACUGUUGCUACCUCGGUCAACGAUUGGUGUUUUGUGUUUGUAUACUGUACUCAUAUGUUAUUUUCUUGACCUGGUUUGACCUUUUGAUCUUGUACCAUUUUAUGCUUCAGAUGCAAUGAAUCAUCAGAAUUCGGCGUACAAGUUCAAAACCUCCAACGGCGUGGGUAUGAUGUCUGGCAACAACCACCUUUCGGCGGGCAUGGCUUACCGACAGCAGCGCUUGGGGCCACACCCCUUCCAGCAGCAGCAGCCUCUCAAUCUCAGCCAGGUAUGGAGAGAGAGCCAAGUAAGAACCCAUCUAAAUUAUCUCUAUCAUUUACUGUGUGGAAAGUUUGUCUCUGUGAGACUGGAAUUUGGAUUUCACUGACUCCAUCCUCGUGUCUCUCCCUCUCAAGGCCCAGCAGCACAUGGUAGCUGAGAGGAACGGAGGCCACCGGCGCCAGCAGGCUUACAUCACCCCCACCAUCGCAGCCCAGGCCCCCUACUCCUUCCACCACCACAACAGCCCCUCUCACACUGCCAAUGUGCACACCCACCUGGCUACCACCCACCUGCCCGGCCAGCCCCACCUUUAUACCUACACCGCUGCGCCCGUCGCCCUGGGCUCCACAGGCACCGUGGCCCACCUGGUGGCAACUCAGGGCUCGGCCCGCCACACGGUCCAGCACGCCACGUACCACACACCGGGCAUCGUCCACCAGGUGCCCGUCAGCAUGGGGCAUGGCGUGCUGCCCUCGCCCACCCUCCACCACAGCCAGUACCAGGCCCAGUUUGCUCACCAGACGUACAUCAGCGCCUCGCCUGCCUCCACUGUCUACACUGGAUACCCGUUGAGCCCCACCAAGGUGAACCAGUACCCUUACCUCUAGAGCCAAGCCAACACACUGGAGACCCAGACCUCCCCAGACCACAGCACUGCUGAUGCUGCUCACCCCAUGUCCUCCCUCCCUAUCCCCACUCCACGGACAGAGAGAUAGAGAGAGAGACAUGCAUUCUUUAUGAAACUGUCACGUUUAACUUGAAGAUAUAACGACAGAGAGGAAAAGGGAAAUAAACUGCCCCUCUAAGGGAAAGGAGGGGUGGAUUCUUUCUCCAAAAGGGCCAGUUUUGCUUUGUUUUCUCUCUAGGUGUAUUUCUUUUUCUCAUUCUUUUACAGCAAGGUCUUCAUAACGGGCCUUUGGGAGAGAUGGAGGGUUUCUGUUCUUCUAAAACAGCUUUCUGUUUUGUUUUUCUUUCUUGAAUUGGGAACUGACUGUUUUAACAAGGGGCCCCUUUCUGGAUGUUGGAAUUCCCAAUGUGAGAAUUCCCAUGAGAAUUCCCGUGAGGAGUUGGGAAUGAAGGUGAAAUACGGAAACCUGCUGCUCUUCAAAGAAGAAGAAAAAUAACGAUGGCCUUGAACUGUCUUAAACAUUUCCAAAUCAUUCAAUGUGUGGGGGAGAGAGAACAAAGCACCCCUCCGCCCCCACCCCUCCUUCUCCAACAGACAACCGGAGUCAGGAGUCUUCUGGAAAUAUAACCAACGAAAGACAAAAAAACAUUCUAAUGUAUUUAUAGGUAUUUUCCCUUAGUUUUUUUGUUCUCACCUUUUUGAGGAGACUUAUGUUUUUGGUAUACGAGUCUUAGCUGGGCCCUGUUUUUAGAAUGUAGCAGUCUGCACCCAUAUUAUUUUAUGAAGAGCUUUUUCUGAUACCAAUAGAAUUGAUUUGUUUCUCGUUUUUCAAUGUGAUUUCACAAAGUGGUUAGAAUAACAUAGGCAUGUACAACGUGAUUGUCUGUGUGUGCGUGUGCUACUGUCAGCCAUGUGUGUGUAGUCCAUCUCCUCUUGCACCUUUGUGCUAUAAUUUUCUGAAUCCUCCGCAGUCUUAGGUUUGACCAUUGUUCCCUUGUAGUGCCUUACAGAUAUAACGACACAGUUUAUGUCGCUGGAACCUUGAGAACUAACAGACUAGCUGGAACUGGUUCCUUGGUUUGACAUGUUAUUGUCGGGGCAGUUUUGAUUUCUUUUCCAGGUGUAGGCUUAUUUCCUAGCUCUGUUUCCUAUCCUUAUGACAGUAUACUACAGAGUUCAGAGGUCAGAGUUCAUAUUUGCCUGACCUUUGGCUUUUUUGUUAAGUGUGCAUGAGUUUAACUUGCUUAGGGUACUGAACCAAAGUCGUUAGAUCAAUCCUCGUUAUGUUGUGUGCUGGAUAUUAAUGUUAAUAUGUGUACAGUAUAGCUGUAAGCCUUUAUCACCGUGGGAUCCAUACAUACGAUGGCUUAAGUUUGAGAUGUGUUACUUUGUUUUUAUAUCACACAAGGUAAUUGGUUCACAGGAAUGAUAGAACAGAGAAGUAUUAGCACAAGGAUUCAUUUUGGGGUCAUGGAAAAUGCAGAAAUACAAGAAUGUGACUGUCAAAAACAUUUAUGUGAUGAGUUCAACAUAGGGCGAGGGUGACAGUCCAGAGUUCGACAAAAAAUAGGAAUCUAAGGUUAAAAGCUAAGCCAGUAGAAAGGCCUGAUGGGAAGUUGUGGUUGCUAUGGCUGAGAUCUUGAGAAGGCCAGUGAGAGAGAGUCUGGUUGGUUGCAGUGAGGAAGCAGAGUAUUGAAGGCUGGUGAGAUGGGUUGCUUGGUAGGAGUCAGACCUGGGUUGAAAUAAUAUUUGAAAUCUUUCA
Molecule: messenger RNA, 14808 nt
Organism: Coregonus sp. 'balchen'
Lineage: Eukaryota; Metazoa; Chordata; Actinopteri; Salmoniformes; Salmonidae
Source: the annotation of a GenBank genome assembly